GGCGCAUGCGUGGCCGCGUUUGUGCGCAGACUCAGUGAAGGAUUCCUGGGGGGGGGGGGAGAAAAAUGGUGGUUAGCGUGUAAAUUGGAACAGCGCUGUAAAGAGAGAGAGGGGGAAACGGAGAUAUAAUUAUAUAUAAUAUCCCCUGCAAUAGAAGAGUGGAGAGAACUGGCCUUGAAGAUACUUUCCGUCAGCAUCAGGAUAAGGACACGGAAGGAAGAAACCAUUUAAGCGGUUGGAAACGAUUUGCACAGUUUCAUUGGUGAAGUUGAAUAUCCUGUGCAUACUGGAGAUGUCUCGCAGCCCUGACAUGAAGGAGGACCCUGUCGAAUGCCCACUCUGUAUGGAGCCUCUUGAAAUUGAUGACAUCAACUUCUUCCCUUGCACAUGUGGUUACCAGAUCUGUCGUUUCUGUUGGCACCGUAUACGCACAGAUGAGAACGGCCUAUGUCCAGCAUGCAGAAAACCUUACCCUGAAGACCCUGCUGUCUACAAACCACUCUCUCAAGAGGAGCUACAAAGGAUAAAAAAUGAGAAGAAACAGAAACAGAAUGAGCGGAAACAAAAAAUCUCAGAAAACCGCAAGCAUUUGGCUAGUGUGCGUGUUGUACAGAAGAAUCUAGUUUUUGUGGUUGGUCUAUCACAACGGCUAGCAGAUCCAGAGGUUUUAAAACGGCCAGAAUAUUUUGGGAAGUUUGGUAAAAUACAUAAAGUUGUCAUCAACAACAGUACAUCAUAUGCAGGUUCACAGGGUCCCAGUGCUAGUGCUUAUGUAACCUACAUACGGUCUGAAGACGCACUAAGAGCAAUACAGUGUGUAAAUAAUGUGGUGGUGGAUGGCAGGACACUUAAGGCAUCUUUAGGCACAACAAAAUAUUGCAGUUAUUUCCUAAAGAACAUGCAAUGUCCUAAACCAGAUUGUAUGUACUUGCAUGAACUAGGGGAUGAAGCAGCCAGCUUUACGAAAGAAGAGAUGCAAGCAGGGAAACAUCAAGAAUAUGAACAGAAGCUGCUCCAAGAACUUUAUAAAAUGAAUCCCAACUUUUUACACCAGUCGUCCAGCACAGUCGACAAAAAUAAGAACAAAAUAGUUACACAGCAGAGGUAUGAUGCGCCAGUGGAUAAACCACCUGAAGCACUCAGUUUAGGAAAUGGUGAUAAUUUACAACAGAUCCCUCCAAGUGAAACACCGUCGCCACCGCCAGGUUUAACAAAACCCAACCCAGUUGUCCCAAUUAGUUCAUCCAAUCACAAUGCGCGGUCUCCUUUUGAAGGCGCUGCAGCAGAAUCCCAGUCCCUCUUUUCAGAUAACAGUAACUUCAGACACCCCAACCCUCUCCCCAACAGCCUGCUAUAUCCCACUUCAUCGCCAUCAACACACGACUGGCCAACAGCACCAGAACCACAGAGUCUUUUCACAUCAGAUGUACUUUAUAAAAUGAGGUCCAAUCCAAGUUUACACCCAUGCAGAGUUGCAGAAACAAUCCCCGUAUCUUCAUCAACAGACUGGCAAGCAGCUUUUGGGUUUGGUUCCUCCAAACAGCAAGAGGAUGACCUGGGUUUCGACCCGUUCGACAUCACCAGGAAAGCCUUAGCAGACCUGAUAGAGAAGGAACUCUCAGUCCAGGACCAACCUUCCAACGUGGGCCUCAAUUCCCCCAGCGCACUACAGACCCCAUCGCAGACUGCAAACAAAGGCAUUGGUGGCUUCUUGACACCAGGUUCUGCCAAUACAGCCAAUUCCAUUGGCAACUCUUUUCCCAACUCUGUAUUACCACGGAGGUUCCCAGCUUUUCAGCACAGAGCCGUCUACAACUCGUUCAGUUUUCCAGGUCAGGCACGGUACCCAUGGAUGGCAUACCCCCAAAAUAGCAUGAUGCACUUGAACCACACAGCAACGCCCACCUCGAACAGUAAUUUCUUGGACUUAAAUAUACCACCGCACAACACAGGACUUGGUGGAAUUCCUAUAUCAGACAGCGGCAGUAAUGUGGCAAGUUUAAAUGUGAAAGAGUGGCAGGAUGGUCUACGGGCACUGUUACCAAAUAUUAACAUCAAUUUUGGGGGACUACCAAAUGCUGCUUCCUGCUCUUCAGUGAACCAUGCAGCAACAACCUCAGCCAACAGCACCAGCCUGAACUGGGAGAGUGGGAGUAGCUGGAUGGAUCCAGCAAUUAUAACAGGUGUCCCAGCAUCCACAGGGAACAGUUUAGAUGCUCUGCAAGAUGACAACCCUCCACAUUGGCUGAAGUCGCUCCAGGCGUUGACAGAAGUAGAUGGCCCCACGACAGCACAGACAGGCCACAGUAAUCCCUUCAACACACAGAUUCCCUUACACAGAGCUGGCUGGGCCCCUUACCCACCGCCCUCCAACCCAGGCAAUUUUCACUCUCCACCUCCAGGUUUCCAGACUACCUUCAGACCCCCCAACAAAACCCCCACAGAUCUACUACAGAGCUCUGCAUUGGAUCGUCACUAAGAAAAACUGAUUUACUCCCCUCUUCUCUUCCUUUCUUUCUCUCCUUCAAUACACAUAAUCUAAGUUCCUGAUCAGUGCCAGAUGCAAUGCAAUCGCAACGUGACGUUAGAAUUACCAGGAGAUUUUUUUUUCUGCUCACCAGCCUCUUGACAGCAUGCUCCUCCCUUGGGUGGGCUGCAAGUGACUCCUGCUGAUCGGUAACCAAUCCUCAAGACCCAUCUAGAAACAUUGAUCAGCUCAGCACUGACGGAAGCCCCCUCGGCUCACCGUGCUUGUAUCUCGUGCAAUAAUAAUUUACGCACUGUAAUGUCAAAGCUGCACAGUAAAACGAUUGAGUCACUUUCCAAAUUGAUACUUAGCCAAAUAAUUAACAGUGCUUUAGAGUUCACGGUCUGCAGGAGAAUGGCAUGUUGGAUAAGCAUUUCGAUUAGUGAUUAAAUGGGCAUGUAGCUGAGGAGUGGAUGAGUUGACUAAAACAAUUUGAUUUUUUAAUUUUGACUUUAGCUUAAAUAAUACAAGAAAUAUGUUUUUUAAAAAGCAUUCACAAAUUUAAUACCUAGACAACAAUAAAGAACUGCUGAACAGAGUGGUAUAUACUCAUUUCUUUAUCUGUCUUUCUGUGUCUGUCUCUCUUGACAUUUAAAAUCCACUGGAAAGGGAACUCUUUGAGGUAGCACUGCAUUUGGGGGCACUUCAUUCAUCAGGUGCGCACCUUGUUGAAACUGCCUGCUGCUUCACAUAAUCUGUAGGUUCUGGACAUGCAGUAUUUGAAGAGUGUGGUUAACCUUGACGCUAAAACUAAAAAUGUACCUAUUAAGAUUCAAGACUAAAUCUUAAAUAAAAAAAAUACUUGACCCGCC
This is a messenger RNA of Amblyraja radiata (thorny skate), 3339 nucleotides long. RefSeq names its product CCR4-NOT transcription complex, subunit 4b (gene cnot4b). The record is from RefSeq and is a predicted model, not a curated record. The coding region runs from base 293 to 2479 and encodes 728 amino acids. The transcript has 13 exons. Gene Ontology annotation, biological process: protein ubiquitination. Gene Ontology annotation, cellular component: CCR4-NOT complex. NCBI's taxonomy places the organism in Eukaryota, Metazoa, Chordata, Chondrichthyes, Rajiformes, Rajidae. Gene Ontology annotation, molecular function: ubiquitin-protein transferase activity; RNA binding; metal ion binding.